AAAGCCCAAAGUUUCAAACCUCUCUCUCUCUCUCUCUCUCCAUGUUCAGCAUCUGGAAACUAUCUUUGUACAUUUGAAAUCGAUUCACAUCCAGCAGGGUUGGCUUCUACUUGCCAACUCAAGGUCUCGAACGCAGAUCUAUCUGUUUGCCGAUCAUUCCUCCUCGGCUUCCAAGGGCUCUAUCAAUUGCUUUGCUUUUUAGGGUUUUCUACUUUCGAUCUUCAAAUUUACCCACUCAGAGAUGGGUGUUGAAAACUACCAUGUGAUUGAGCUUGUAGGUGAAGGCUCUUUUGGGAAGGUAUACAAGGGAAGGAGGAAGUACACUGGCCAGACAGUUGCAAUGAAAUUUAUCCUUAAACAUGGUAAAAGCGAGAAGGACAUUCAUAAUUUGAGACAGGAAAUUGAGAUUCUGAGAAAGUUGAAGCACGAAAAUAUAAUUGAAAUGCUGGACUCUUUUGAAAGCCCACAAGAGUUCUGUGUUGUCACUGAAUUUGCUCAAGGUGAAUUGUUUGAAAUUCUUGAGGAUGAUAAGUGCCUGCCGGAAGCACAAGUUCAAGCUAUAGCAAAGCAGUUGGUGAAGGCAUUGCAUUAUUUACACUCCAAUCGAAUAAUACACCGUGACAUGAAGCCACAAAAUAUUCUCAUUGGUGCUGGUUCUGUUGUAAAGCUAUGUGAUUUUGGUUUUGCACGUGCUAUGUCAACUAAUACUGUUGUUCUCAGAUCCAUAAAAGGAACUCCUUUAUACAUGGCUCCAGAGUUGGUGCGAGAACAACCUUAUAACCACACUGUUGAUUUAUGGUCUCUUGGAGUCAUUUUGUAUGAACUAUUUGUUGGCCAACCACCAUUUUAUACAAAUUCAGUUUAUGCUCUCAUCCGGCACAUCAUUAAGGAUCCGGUGAAAUAUCCUGAGAACAUGAGUCUUAAUUUCAAAACCUUCCUGAAAGGCUUACUUAAUAAGGAGCCACAAAACAGACUGACUUGGCCUUCUCUUCUUGAACAUCCUUUUGUUAAAGAAACUCCAGAAGAUCUGGAGGCCAGGGUAAAAGAAAUUAAUACUACCACUGCUGUUGCUAGGGGACGCCAUGCAGCUUGGAGAGCUGAAGGAAACAAUUAUGUGCCAGCUGGAUUGGCUGGUGCAAGUCCUGAAAGUAUGGAGCAAUCUCCUGUUGCUAACAGAAAGAAUGGCAUUCACAACCUUCGGAGUGAUCCCCAAUCAAAUAGUCCUAACUCUGUGAAGGAGAAUUCCUCACCAAGGGAGGAGUUCCCUGGAUUUGUGGUUCCUGCAGAUGUUGAGCAGUCAGGUAACCAGGCCUUGGACCGGCUGGAAAACAACUCUCGUACAGUCAAGGGGGCAAAACUAAUUGGUCAAGACAAUAAAGCAUUAUCUGUUAUUUUGCUACCUUUAAAGAACUGGCGCAAAGAAACUCAAGAUUCCUGCAGGAAUCAAGAUAUACUUUGUUCAAAUCAAUCACUGCGGAUCCUUCUGAACGUAAUUGCAGCUGGUGGUAUCUGUACUUCUGGAGUUCUUGAUGAAAUAAUUCAUGAACUUCUUGGGUUCCUUUCUAACAUAUUGAACCUAAAAUCUCCUGACGUUAACGACUUAAUUGCAAAGGGCUUCUCAAUCAUAAAGAAGUUAGUCGAUAGUUCUGGAGGCCCUAUUGGCAGUUCGUAUCUUGCACAGUGGGUUGCUUCUGUACAGUUAUAUUCACAGGUUGUUGGAUGCAUUGAGGAUUCAACUGGAAGAGUUUUAUACGAGUCCACUUCUUGCAUUGCAGUGAUGUUAUCUCAAGCAGCUCAGGGUCUCAAAGCAUCUAAAGUGACUUUGGCUACUGAAGUGGUUUCUACACCUACCGCAAAUAAUAUUCUUAAACAAGUUUUGGAUCAUGCUAAAUUGUCAGGUCUACCUGACCUUUUAUGUUUGUGCUUAGCAACUUCGGGCUCCGCUCUUAUGUCAGGCUCUUCACAUUUGUUACGUGCUGCUUCUGAAGCUUGUAGGGCUAUUUGGUCACUGAUAGAUGCAUUUGAAAUUCUUUCAGUAAAAGAAAAUGCGUACUCAUUCCCACUAAAUGCUUUAAGAAGCCAUUCUUUACUCCCACUUGACAUGAGGGACUGUGACAAAAGUUUAUUGGUUGGUACAGAAUCAGCAAAGAUUGUUGAUGCAGUUACAAAAGCAUUCCUUAGAUCGAAAGCCAUACAGGUUGCUAUUUACUAUUGUCUUCGUCAUCGUCUCGAGGCCACCUUAUCUGCUGCUGUCCAGAUCAUGUUGAGGUGUUGCCUCCAGAGUGGGAUUGUUUCUAAUAUUCUCUGUGGUCUACCAAGCUCUCUACCCGUUACCACGGUUGUGAGUGGCGGUGGGGAUGGUACAAUCAUUUCAGAGAUUUUUGCUGUAUUAUCUUUUUGUUUUUCUUCUUCAAAUAAGGAUCCACAGACAGAACCUGGCAAUGCCAAGUGUAAAAUAGUUAAUCCAGCUGUCCUAGUUUUGCAUUGUUGUCUUCUGCUUGCUAGUGUUGCCCAGUGUUUGAAAACCUCCGGAAGGAAUUCCCCACUUUUUAUGCUUACAACAUCUUCAAAAAAGCAGCUUUCUCGGCUUUCAGUUCUUGCCCAUCAUUUUUCUUCUGAUGAUCGGAUGAAGACUUCUUUUCAGCUUCAUUGUGGGUCUGCCAUGCUGGCUCUUGCAUCUAUUCUGUCCCUAGAGAACAGAGUUCCCUGUGAAUCCACCAUAGCAGAGAUUGCUCUGCCUUUGAUCCCUCGAACUGCCACACUUUGCGACUGUCUCAAGAUUAUGUCUGUGUGUGAAAAUGGAGGUGAGCCUUAUGUACAGAAUUACAUGCUUUCUUACUGGCAUGGGCUUAGAGAUGGAUGUGUUGGCUUGUUGGAGUCUAGACUUAAGUGGGGAGGACCAUUAGCUGUUCAACAGUUGUGUGCUAGCGGUAUCCCUCAGCUUUUGAUUGAUUUGUUGGCUAAGAAUCAUACGGAUGCUCUGUCUGGAGGAAAUGAAUGUAGAAAUGAUCAGAUAGGGUUGUCACCUGUUGGGGUUGUGUGGACAAUUUCCUCAAUAUGCCAAUGUCUUUCUGGUGGAGUUUCAACUUUUCGUCACAUUUUAAUCAGGAGUGAACACAUCAAAUUCAUCACUGAAUUGAUAUCUGAUGCGCAUCUUAAUCUUGUUAGAUGCUGGAGUGGACCUGGUGGAGGGAAGGAUGGGAUCAGAGAUAUAAUUAAUGCAGCCAUUGAUCUGCUAGCAUUUCCUUUUGUUGCAGUACAGGCUGCACCAGGCUUGCCAUCUGCCAAUGCUUCAGUGAGUAGUGGGUUCCUCCUUAACAUGGGUUCACCUGGUGGGAAAUUAUGCAUGGAUGACAAAGACAUGAUAAAGGCAAUUGAGACGCACAUGGCAAAGUACAUACAGAUCCUUCUUGAGGUAGGAGUCCCUGCCGUUAUUCUUCGAUGUUUGGACCACUUGGAAGUUAAAGAUGUUGGGAGGCCCGUUGCAUUUCUUGCUAAAAUGGCCGGGCAUCGGCCCCUUGCAGUUCAGCUAUUGGGCAAAGGUUUGUUGGAUCGAGGUAGAGUGAGAAAGUUGCUUGGUGGUUCAUGCCCAAAAGAGGUCACGAUGGAUGUUCUAAUGAUAACCUCAGAUCUAGCUCGUAUGGAUAAGGUUUUCUAUGAAUACAUCAACGGAGCUGAUAUGUUGGAGUUCUUGAAGGCCUUUCUUACCCAUGAAGAUCCCAAUGUACGUGCAAAGGCAUGCAGUGCUAUAGGCAACAUGUGCCGGCAUAGUUCAUAUUUCUACAGUUCAUUGGCAAAGCAUCAAAUCAUCAGUCUCCUUAUUGAUCGAUGUGCUGAUUCAGACAAACGUACCCGGAAAUUUGCUUGUUUUGCUAUUGGCAAUGCUGCCUAUCACAAUGAUCUGUUGUACGAAGAGCUCAGGAGAUCAAUUCCUCAGCUUGCAAAUUUGCUGCUGUCUGUUGAGGAGGACAAAACUAAAGCAAAUGCAGCAGGUGCUCUAAGUAAUCUGGUUCGCAAUUCCAACAAGCUUUGUGAAGAUAUUGUUUCAAAAGGAGCCAUGCAGGCUUUACUGAAGUUGGUAGGAGAUUAUUCUGUGGUGGCUUUGAACCCUGGCAAGAAGGAUGCCAUAAAUGAAUCACCUUUAAAGAUAGCUCUUUUUUCCUUGGCCAAGAUGUGUGCACAUCCACCUUGCAGAGAAUUUCUCCGAUCCUCAGACCUUUUCGCAGUGAUUGGAAGGCUUCGACAAUCCCCCGAUUCAGCGAUUGCUAAUUACGCUUCUGUCAUAGUGAGCAAAACUUCUGAAUAGCCGAUGACAAGAUGGGCCUGUUCCUUCCUCAAAUCCCGUUCAGUAUCAGUACUCUUUGGUUUACUUCGUCCAAAGGUGGAGCUGAAUGCAACUAAAAUGCUUUUUGUAUAUAGAUUUAGUAGUUUGAAGAACAGAAUUUAUGACUGCUUGCAACUUCUUUUGUACCAAAACAGAAGACUGGAUGUUCUACCAUUAUAUGUAAUCAAAGUUGGCAUCCCAAAUCCAAAGUGUAAUAGUUGUGAAGAAGAUUGCAUUCCAUUCCAAUUUAUUCAAAUUGUUUAUCAUGGAAGGAUACAUAUA
Diospyros lotus (date-plum) is the source of this 4606-nucleotide messenger RNA. RefSeq names its product serine/threonine-protein kinase TIO. Lineage: Eukaryota; Viridiplantae; Streptophyta; Magnoliopsida; Ericales; Ebenaceae. Gene Ontology annotation, cellular component: cytoplasm. The record is from RefSeq and is a predicted model, not a curated record. The coding region runs from base 242 to 4306 and encodes 1354 amino acids. The transcript is spliced from 23 exons. Gene Ontology annotation, biological process: protein phosphorylation. Gene Ontology annotation, molecular function: protein kinase activity; ATP binding; protein binding.